GGCUCUGAUGCAUUGAUGUCCAGCUUGAGUGCCUCUUCAAUUCUGAAGGUCAUUUGCCAUUCGAACGUUCUGAUUUACGUCUCUGUCUCGCACUAUCAAUUCUGAUCCCGGAAUCCCACUUACAAGGGUGUAACAUGAUAUAGCUUUCAAUAUAAACUUGGCAAUGCAAGGCUACUAGGAACCUUAAAUUCCAGCCAUCCCUCCCGACCUCACUUGCUGCAGGACCUCGAUGAAGUCUGGAAUGUAUGAUAUCCUACUAUAUUACAAGACGAUGGACAACCUCAAGUCGUUUUUGAUACUUGCAGUCUCGAGCUCGUUGUUUGGCCUCUUCCUUGUAACCCGUUAUCGUCGUACUCGUUCGUUACCUCCCGGACCGAAGGGCCUCCCUAUCUUGGGCAAUAUCAAUGGAUUCCAAGCGGAACCUGGCGAGCCGCUCUGGAUCACAUUUCUGAACCUUUCGCGCAUAUACGGCGAUAUAUUCACCUUCCAUGUCCUCGGGUCCCGCACAAUCGUUCUGAACUCGUACGAAGCGAUCACCGAGCUUUUUGAGCGCAGAUCUCAGAAUUACUCUGACAGACCGGACAUGCCAAUGUUCACAGAUCUCAUGGGAUGGGGCUGGGACUUUGCUUUCAUGAGGCAUACCGAUUGGUGGAGAUUACAUCGGAGGACAUUCCACCAGUUUUUCCAACCUCGUGUUAUGCCAGAAUACUACGACAUCCAAAGGGCUAGAUCAGCAUCGUUAAUCCAGUCACUAUUGACUUCGCCAGCAAAUUUCUUCCAGCAUGUCAGAACGCAUUCUGGAGGAGUAAUACUUGAAAUCGUCUACGGUUAUCAAAUUCAAGGCGAUAACGACCCUUACGUCCAGUUGGCCGACGACGCAGUGGCAGGAAUGAGGGAAUCAUUUAUUCACGGCUCGUUUUUGGUCGAUUAUAUCCCUAUUCUGAAACAUGUACCCACGUGGUUCCCCGGUGCGAGUUUCAAAACGAAAGCCGAAGUGUGGUCUCGGGAUACAGACAAGCUUAAAGAGCUUCCAUGGACCCGUCUGAAACAAUCUAUGGCAGAAGGAACUGCUGUCCCAUGCUUCUCUACGAAACACUUGGAAAAUUUCAAAAUCUCACCCACUUCAAGUGAAAGUUCGGACAUGGAAGAAGUAAUAAAGAACUGUGCCGCAGUCAGUUUCGCUGCGGGCGCGGACACCACUGUAUCGGCGAUGCUCUCGUUCAUUUUAGCGAUGGUGUUGAACCCUCGAGUCCAGAAACGAGCCCAAGAAGAACUUGACGAAGUUAUUGGCUCUUCUAGGCUUCCUGAUUUUUCGGACAGAGAGAAUCUGCCUUAUAUCAAUGCUAUCCUCUCAGAGACUCUUCGAUGGAAACCUGUUACACCAUUUUCUGCGCCUCACCGAGCUGUGAAUGAUGACAUAUACGAAGGAUAUUUCAUACCAGGAGGCUCAACAAUUAUCCCCAAUACCUGGGCUGUUCUGCACAAUGAACAUCUUUACGGACCCGACACAUUGAGCUUCAAUCCCGAUCGGUUCAUGAAACAGGACGGGAAAGACCUCCCGCCGAGUCCCGACAUAAUUGCAUUUGGAUUCGGCAGAAGAAUAUGUCCCGGACGACAUCUCACCAUCAACUCGAUCUGGCUCGCGAUGACAUAUCUCCUCCAGAGUUUUACAAUGGUCAAGGAAGUUGAUAAUGAAGGGAAAGAAAUCGAUCCCGUUAUUGAAUAUUCGGAUGGGCUGCUCAGCCAUCCUCAUCCUUUCAACUGCCGGUUUAUAUCAAGGUCGUCGGCGUUGAUUAAAUGAUGCGUAGAACACCGGCUUCUAGGGAUGUCUUAUUGUCUCCUAAGCUGCAGUAUACAGGCUCAGCUCUAAGGUAGAAAUUUGUGUAAUUGCUAUCAAGAUUUCCCAAACAUAUCGAUGGAAA
Marasmius oreades (fairy-ring Marasmius) is the source of this 1922-nucleotide messenger RNA. RefSeq lists its product as uncharacterized. Bases 230 to 1801 code for a protein of 523 amino acids. Gene Ontology annotation, molecular function: monooxygenase activity; oxidoreductase activity, acting on paired donors, with incorporation or reduction of molecular oxygen; heme binding. The record is from RefSeq and is a predicted model, not a curated record. NCBI's taxonomy places the organism in Eukaryota, Fungi, Basidiomycota, Agaricomycetes, Agaricales, Marasmiaceae. The transcript has 15 exons.